This is a messenger RNA of Ostertagia ostertagi, 747 nucleotides long. Lineage: Eukaryota; Metazoa; Nematoda; Chromadorea; Rhabditida; Trichostrongylidae. The record is from the annotation of a GenBank genome assembly.
AUGGCAUCUAGACCGUAUUUUGACGCAACCGUGUCGCCGGAUUCUCAAGUCCUCAUCUUGUAUGCGAAGAGCGGUAUGCCUUUCCUCACAAAAACCGAAAUAGAAGGAAGUAAAGAUAAGAUUUGUGCGAUUGCAACGGCAGAUUUGCAGCUGGGGAAAGCUAUCGUUAAGACCAUUAUGGCGGCUGUUGAGAGCGGAAAUCAAGAGCCACCUCCAGUGUUCACUGAGAGUACACCGUAUUCGUUGAUUAUUAAGCGUUACUUGACGAAGGAGCUCAAUGGAACACCUCACAUUGAGUUGCGACAUUUUGCACUUGCGUAUUGGAAGGAGUCUUCAGCAUGUUUGGAUAAGCAGAACGCGGAGAACUGUUGUUUUUUUUUUUAUCGCGAAGCAUUUUUGUUUAUUAGAGGUUCAAAAAUGUAUGUAUUCACGGAUUCUACAUGCAAAGAAGGAGAGAUGGUCAUCAACCUCAGUGAUUGCACGGAGAUGUUGGAACUGGACUCGAAGAAGGAUUGUCAGUGGGGAUUCGAGUUAAUAUUGCCAGAGGGCAACUUGCAGUUGCAGUGCCCAAGUAAAGAUGAGAUGAACAAGUGGAUGCAACUCGUAAAUGAAGCGCUGAAUACCUUGAAUGACGAUGAUGCUGCAGCUUGCAUGGUCAUGAUAACCGAUACCAAUAUUGUCGUCGCCCAAGAAGGCGAAAAAUGCUUCGCAGACGGUUUUAUUCGCACUUUGGUCGUAAGUAUUUGA